Messenger RNA from Oncorhynchus gorbuscha (pink salmon), 4115 nucleotides. RefSeq names its product probable G-protein coupled receptor 21. Gene Ontology annotation, biological process: G protein-coupled receptor signaling pathway. The record is from RefSeq and is a predicted model, not a curated record. Lineage: Eukaryota; Metazoa; Chordata; Actinopteri; Salmoniformes; Salmonidae. Bases 349 to 1431 code for a protein of 360 amino acids. Gene Ontology annotation, molecular function: G protein-coupled receptor activity. Gene Ontology annotation, cellular component: membrane. The transcript has a single exon.
ACACACACACACACACACACACACACACACACACACACACACACUCAUAAACAGCAACAUCCUCUGCUGUAAGAGGAUGACGUUUGCUGUAAUACUGCAUUGCACUCUGGGGCCAGAAAAGUGAAAGAAGAGACGACUAGAAGAGGAUCAGAAGAGAAGAGGAGGGGAAGAAAACUACAAUCUGGUAGCAGCUCACCUCCAGGGGGAAACGGAAGUAGAAGAGCACGGAUUGAUGAACUGACCGAAAGAGAUAAUGACCAAUGUGAUAGAGCACAGCUAAACUGACAGUCUGUCUAAAGAGAUAUAACUGACGGACUGUUUAAAGAGAGAGAUAAAGACCAUAGUGAGAUGAGAGCAGAACUGAACAUGAACUCUUCCUCGUCCGAUGUGAACCAAAGCAGCUCUCCUUUCUGCCUGCUGGGCCUGGGCUACUCCCAUACCCUCAACACUUGCGUUGUGGAGGCGGCCGUCAUUCUCUUCCUCACUAUCCUCAUCAUCAGCGGCAACCUGAUGGUGAUCUUCGUGUUCCACUGUGCUCCGCUGCUCCACCACCACACCACCGGCCACUUCAUCCAGACCAUGGCCUAUGCAGACCUCCUGGUGGGGGUGAGCUGCCUGGUGCCCUCCCUGUCCCUGCUCCACUACCUCAAGGGGUUGGACGAGGAGCUCACCUGUCAGGUGUUCGGCUACCUGGUGUCUGUGCUGAAGAGCGUGUCCAUGGUGUCUCUUGCUUGUAUUAGUAUUGACCGCUACAUCGCCGUCACACAGCCGUUCUCCUACGCCACACUCGUCACACCAUGCCGCCUGCGCGUCUGCAUUUGCCUCAUCUGGCUCUACUCCGCCCUCAUUUUCCUGCCCUCCUUCCUUGGCUGGGGGAAGCCCGGCUACCAUGGGGACAUAUUUCGCUGGUGUGCGACCUCGUGGCAGACCGAUCCGGGCUUCAGCUCAUUCAUCGCGGCUGUGCUGUAUGCGCCGGCCGCCCUGACUGUGUGCUUCACCUAUGGGAGUAUCUUCCUUAUCUGCCGUCAACACACCAGGGAGAUCACCCAGCGCCACGCACGCUUCGGCCCCCAGGGGAACGAGAGGGGCGAGCGUGGUGAAGGGUGCCCGGAUAAACGCUAUGCCAUGGUGCUGUUCCGAAUCACCAGUGUGUUCUACGUGCUCUGGAUGCCCUACAUCCUUUACUUCCUGCUGGAGAGCGCCGGACUCUACCGCCACCUGGUGGCCUCAUUCCUCACCACAUGGCUAGCCAUCAGCAACAGCUUCUGCAACUGCCUCAUCUAUAGUCUCUCCAACAGCGUGUUCCGGAAGGGCCUGGGCCGCCUGUUCAGGCAACUCUGCUCCCCCUGUCAGGGACUGGGAUGCUGCAUGGAGGGGAAGAAGGGUCCCGCUCUACCCAGGCCGCGCCCAGCCCCAGCCUGCCAUGUGUAACAAUCUCCUACAGACACUGUCUAGUUGGUUAGCUACCCACUGGGCACAGAUGUCAGUUCAACAUCUAAUCCAUAUUGGUUCAAAGUCAUUUCAUUUAAAUGACGUGGAAACAAUGUUGAUUCAACCUGUUGUGCCCAGUGGGUACAGUAAGCUUUGGCCUUGGCUUCAGCCCCUGGUGAGUGCAGUGUAUUACUACUACAUUGCAUGUGACAGGUUGUAUUUCUACAGUAGUAGUACAUAGAGCUCCCUAUGGCCAGGUCAGAGGGGUGGUUUGCAGGCAGGAGCUGGAGGGGUCUUCUUCUGGAGUGUUCUCCCAAGCGGGGAUGCCGAUUUCUGGCUGGGUGGAUCACCACCACGUGUGGAGGGGAAGGUUUGGGGUUGUAUAUAUGGAUAUCAGAAUGGAGCUGAGGAGAAGAAAAAGGCACACAGUUCUCUGUGGGUUUUGAAGAGGAUCAACUCCAAUUUUACAGCUUUGGUGCCGAGUUUAGGUGUGCCUGUGAACCUAAUAUCUUCCCAAUGCAAAAAAAGGACAAUAUCACCACAACACGACUUGUACUGCGUAAACCACUGUAGUGCAAAAAGUUAUUUCAACAUUGAUUCAAGACUGUUUAAUCGUCUUUGUUCUUUCAGGGUAGACAUUAGUGAUGCAAAAAAGUAUUUUAGAAACAUAAAAGCACUUGAAAUAUACUGUUUUUCUUCUCUUAUAUUGCGACAAAUAGUUUACAUUUUGUAGCAGUCAGAUAAUGUGAUGAUGAUAUUGUGCACUACAGUAGGCUGUAGCAUACAGAGAGGACGAGUGGUGUGAAAAGGACUGGGAACAUUUGGUUUCCUAGAAAAAAAUACUUGAGGUUUAUUCCGUAGCUUAUUUGUAUUUCAUGCAAGGGAUUCUUCUCUUUUGAAGUUGGGUGUUAGAAGUGAGAGCCAAGAAUGUUUAUGAAGUGUUGAGUUUCAUACAGGAAUGUUGAUGUAUGCAUUAGCCAAUUUUUGCAAGAUGGCAUUCUGGUUUAUCAUGGACCACCGAUUCAUUCUGAAUUCUCAGCAAGGAGAUACGUUGAUUUAUUUGAGUAUUUUAUUCUCUGUCCAUGUUUCCUGAGGUCGAACAUCAGUUGUUAGUUUACCCUCAAUGGCUGAUGCAUUUAGACUGGUCUUGAGGCUACAAAUGCACAAUUUACUCAUCAUAAUCUGACAGCAAUAACAUAAGUAAGAUUCUCUUAUAGAUUGGAAUUGCAGCAUGUUAAGCAUACUACCGAACAAGAUGCACAACACACAGAGAGACACAGUCAUUACUGUGUGUGUGGCCUUACUGUUGAGCUGUUCUCUCACUCUGUGCCCUUUGGCUCCUGUUAGCUGUACAGAUGAGCUGAGUGGCAGAGCAGCACGUGUACAGUAGGCUACCAGAGAGCCAGAUUGUCUUUCUAGAAGUCAGAGGGGUCAUUAAGACAAUAUGUUUCUAAGGGUUUCAUGCAAAGUAGGUUUAUAUGGAUCUACCGUGGGUCUCGAAAGCUUUUAUGGAAACAUACUUGUGAAUUGCUGAUAGGUUUUUAUGUGAACUAGGUUUAUGUGCAAAUAUAUGCAAAUAUAUGUAGGAUAGGAGACAAAGACCUUGGACAGUGUACACUUCACUGAAAGGUGAUUGUGCUGUAUGUACAGGAGUCUUCCUAUACGACAAGCCUAUACGUACACAGUCACAGACAAUCAGUCCCUCACACACUCAGUAGAGCAAGUAAGGAGAAUAUGAGAUGGGUCUGCACUGCAGCACUCUGCAUUCUUAUUCCCAAGGACAGCAUGACGGCAUCUUUGUACUAUAGUGUGUACACAGGUCUUGUAUACAACAUUUGUAUGUUUUUUUUGUUGUUUGAAAGAUCUGUUCAAGAAUAUUGGUUAACUGUGGUGACUGUUGAUAUCUUAGGAUAAUAUAGAUAUUUUAUUUUUUUAUUUUCUUUACAAUAUUCUUUUUCAGAAAUUGUCUAUGCAUGAUGGUAUUUCAGCCAGUGAGAGUUGGGUGAGAUGAUCAAUACUCAUUUUUAGGAGGAUGCCACUGAAUGCAGUUACUUUUUCGGCUAUAGCCUACACAAUUUCCUUAACAUUAUAACCAUUGAUGAUGGUGUGUAAAUAGCAUAUUAUAUUUCCUUUAGGUCAUAUUCUAGUUUUCAGAAAUUCCACCUUUCUGGGAAAGACCUUAGUAGUUCAAGAGAACAGAUAUAUUUUUGUAUGGGUCUCUAUGUCAGAAACUUUUUAAAGAGUGUGAAUUUAUUCAGAUUUAGGAAUAUUUUGAGAGGUUUUUCUUCACACUGUUUUUCCUCCGAGGGGCUGCUUGUAAAAGGGCUUGUUUCCCUCACCAGUCUCCACAUGCUGCUGUCUGUCUGUGCAAUAGACGUUUCUGUCCCCUCCCAACUCUUCUCAAGACAAUGAAAACAUACCAGCAGUGCUAUUACAAAAGGGCUUUCGUCGUUAUCUGACACAAGCCCGUUGGUCAACUGAAUUAUGUACAUGUGGUAUUUGAUAUCUACCGGUAUCUGAUUGAAGAGUAGUUGUCCUUUAUUUGGCCCACAUGACUGUUCUAGAAUGUGAGAGGGAAGUGUCUGUUCUGUUGCGCUCACAUGACUAUAAACGAGAGUCUUGGUUUUAUUUGGAGAUAACAUGAAAGCCCUUCAAUGGGAGAGUGCAGUACUCAAUGUACUUUA